This is a messenger RNA of Anastrepha ludens (Mexican fruit fly), 679 nucleotides long. It is a transcript of the gene Psf2, whose product is annotated as probable DNA replication complex GINS protein PSF2. NCBI's taxonomy places the organism in Eukaryota, Metazoa, Arthropoda, Insecta, Diptera, Tephritidae. The record is from RefSeq and is a predicted model, not a curated record. Gene Ontology annotation, cellular component: GINS complex; nucleus. The transcript is spliced from 3 exons. Gene Ontology annotation, biological process: DNA replication; double-strand break repair via break-induced replication. The coding region runs from base 13 to 636 and encodes 207 amino acids.
AUUUAAAUUACAAUGGAGCCCAGUGUUAUUGAAUUUAUUGGCGAGAAGUCAACCAUAGGUAUUGUGCCCAACUUUUCAUUUGAUCCUUUGCAUUUGAUAUCGGGUAGCGUGGGACCAUUCCGUGCUGGUCUCCCGGUGCACGUGCCACUCUGGCUCGGCAUACAUCUACGCAAACAACAAAAAUGCCGUAUUGUGCCACCUGAGUGGAUGGAUAUGGAGCUGUUGGAGGAAAUCAAGGAAGCGGAAAAGAAAUCAAAGUUCUUCACAAAGAUGCCGAGUGAACAUUACAUGGUUGAGGCACAGCUGAUUAUGAGUACGGCACCCGACGAUGUACCACGAUGUGAAGAGCUGCGAACGAUUAUCAAAGAUAUAUUUGAUAUACGUGAGUCUAAAUUACGCACUUCCAUUGACGCAUUCAUCAAAGGCGAAGGCACAUAUGCCAAGUUGGAUAACUUAACACUGUUGGAAAUACAUACCGUACGUCCAAUUCUGCCGCAUUCAUUGGAUCAUAUUGCGCGUUACCAACGAACGGCAAUGGCAACUCAACGCGAUACGUCCUCACUAGGAUUGAGUAAUUCGAUGAACACAAUAAUAUUGUCGCGAAAGGACUUUUAUUUGGGUGUAAUUUUGGCUUAGCUUCAUUAAUCAAUCACGGUACUUUUCGGUCUGGCAGCCUUGC